UAUGGCUUCCAUUUCACUUCUCUUCUUCAUCUCCUUCCAACUUCUUUGUUCCAUCUCUCGAGCUGUUGUACCUGCUUCAGACACAUUCACUUACGUAAACGAAGGUGAAUUCGGAGAAUAUAUAGUCGAGUACGAUGCCAAUUAUCGAGCUCUUUCCCCUUUUAGUAACCCUUUCCAACUUUGUUUCUAUAACACCACCCCUAAUGCAUUCACUCUAGCUCUACGUAUGGGUACUGUCCGAUCCGAAUCCCUCAUGCGUUGGGUUUGGGAAGCUAACCGUGGCAACCCAGUUCGUGAAAACGCCACCCUCACCUUCGGCACCGACGGAAACCUGGUUCUGGCUGAUGCCGACGGCAAGGUUGCAUGGCAGACUAACACCGCCAACAAGGGUGUCGUUGGUUUUCAGCUGCUUCCAACUGGUAACAUGGUUCUUCAUGAUGGGAAGGGUAAUUUCAUAUGGCAAAGUUUUGAUUCACCAACCGACACUCUYUUGGUGGGUCAAUAUCUCCGAGCCGGUGGUCCAAGUAAGCUUGUGAGUCGGAGUUCGGAGGUGAACAACGUCGAUGGAGCAUACAGCUUGGUGAUGRAGCCCAAAGGGUUAGCCAUGUAUUAYAAGAGCCCKAACKCGSCUCGUCCAAUGSUGUAYUGGACAUCUWCCGAAUGGUUCACCAUUGAUAAGGGUAGUUUAACCAAUUURACUCUCACUUCCGAGCCAGAUACYGAUGAGGGUUUUCUKUAUUACUUGACRUUUCAGUACUUUAUGACAAACCCAUCAUCCAAUUCAAAUCGAAACAUGGCGUUUUCRCGAUACAAUAACACCUUAUCGUACCUMCGAUUGGGGAUAGAUGGAAACCUUAGAUUCUUGACGUWUAACCCYAACGUGSAAGGUGUUUCUUGGGAAGUUAUAUACACGUUUUUCGAUAGGCGUUCYAUGGAAGGCGAGUGCCAGUUACCGGAAAGAUGUGGGAAGUUUGGUSUYUGUGAGGAUAGCCAGUGUGUGGCUUGCCCAACACCAAAUGGGCUAAGUGGGUGGAGUAAAGAUUGCGAKUCSMAAAAGGUGACAUCUUGCAAGAGUGGUGAGUUUGGGUACUAUAAGCUCGAAGGRGUUGACCAUUUUAUGAUCAAGUACACGAGGGGAGAUGGGCCAACGAAGCAAACCGACUGCGAGACCAAAUGCAGCAAGGAUUGUAAGUGUAUGGGGUAUUUCUAUCAUACGGAUCGAUCAAGGUGUUGGAUCGCGUACGAUUUGAAAACAUUAACAAGAGUUGGGAACUCGACGAAUUUGGCCUACAUCAAAACAUCCAAAAAGUAUUAGACAUGUGGAUUUAUUGUUAUGAGGAUGGUGUUGUGUUUGAUGUGAUUUGUAAUAAGUAUCUAUCAAUCUGUGAAAGAUAUGAUGAGAUUUGGAUAAUUGUAUUUUAAAAUAAUUAUAAAAUGAUUUAUAAUCGAAAUCCAGGAAAUGAAAGC
Cynara cardunculus var. scolymus (artichoke) is the source of this 1467-nucleotide messenger RNA. RefSeq names its product epidermis-specific secreted glycoprotein EP1-like. NCBI's taxonomy places the organism in Eukaryota, Viridiplantae, Streptophyta, Magnoliopsida, Asterales, Asteraceae. The coding region runs from base 2 to 1315 and encodes 437 amino acids. Gene Ontology annotation, biological process: recognition of pollen. The record is from RefSeq and is a predicted model, not a curated record. The transcript has a single exon.